AAGCCUCACUCGGAAUUGCAGCAAAUAUUUGCCGAUUUGAGUUCACCCUCACAGCAGUCGAGUCUUUCAACCAGUGGUACACCGAUUGGGAGUCCAUUGAAGGCCGACGAGACACAUAAAUGCAAUGUUAAUCCUUUGAAAGGGUUGUCCGCUAUUAAUGAGUGCACCGAUUGCUACGACUCUGCGCCCAAACCGCGAAACUUUCCCAUCGAUGCCAUCAAUAACAGCAACGAUACUAAUCACUCGUUGUCCGACAUUAUAUACCCCAACCAGUGCUCUGUUAUCACCGACACCUCCAUCGAGACUAUCAAAAACAGUUGCAUUGAGAGCUUCGGCUGUUUUUCGACCAAAACUACAAACAAUAAUAGCGUUCAUAAUAAUCAUAAUGAAGAGAGUGAUCACAAAGAGAUCGUAAAACUUCAGAAGAUAUCAAACACUGUGUAUCAAAAGGUGAUUGAACUGGAGUUCGCGGCCAUACCUUUCAAGGAGAUGGCGGCUGAGGACAUGAACCGCUUCGAGAGCUUAAGGAUCGCCGAGUUGGCCGCCGCUGUGGCCGACCUGAACCGGCGCUCGUACGGCAUGUCCAACGAGGGUCUGAAGAUCACCCGCGAGCUGUCCAACUUCAUUGACAUGACCAAAGUGUUGGCCGUCAAGUGCGACGACGCCAUCCGGCGACUCGUCGUGAUGUCCAAAAAGAUCGCCUCAUUCAAGGAGUUGUGUCAACCCGACCAGAUCGGCCUCAUGAAGGCCGGCUGCUUCGAGAUACUGAUCAUGCGAUCCAUUAACACCUAUAACCAGGAGCACGACUACUGGUCGGUCGCCAUGGACCAGAAUAACGCGACGAUGGUUAAAGUGGAGCUGUUUAAGCAAACCAAAGGCAAUCUAUACGAAGCCCACAAGAAUUGGAUGCACGCCUUCGCCGAGGAGUGGGAUUCCGACCAAACGAUCCUUAAUUUGACAACAAAGUUAUACAUCGGAAAUCUGCCCGUGGAUUGCAAAGCCGAUCAGUUAUGCCAACUGUUCACCAAAUACGGACGGGUAGUCGAGUGCGAUAUUGUCAAGAAUUAUGGUUUCGUCCACAUGUCGUCGGAGGACGAGACAAAGAAUGUCGUACAGGAGCUCAAUGGCACCCAAUUCAUGGGCAAUAAACUGUCCGUUGAAGUCAGUCGUAGCAAAGUCAGACCUAAGCCAGGAAUGGGAGGCAAAAGUCAGUGCUACCGGUGCGGCAAAAGUGGGCACUGGUCUAAAGAAUGCCCGCGAAGUAUGGGUGAACGCGCGCGCACCCCAUACACCCCAUACCGGCACCAGAAUCGCCACUUCCCUUAUGGCUAUAGUCGCGGUCCGCCGUUUCACGAGUCGUGUUCGCGUCCGCCUCCCGACCCUCGCGACCGAUACGACGGGUUAGACUAUUUUAGGGACUAUUAUGACGCGUACGAGCGCCGACCGCCGCCGCCUCCUCCGCCUCCCUUUCCCGGCGACCCCUUUGACGACAGAGCGCCGCCUGAGUAUUGUCGACGAGUACUACCGGAGCCUUAUUAUGACGAUUAUUAUGACUGUAGGAUUCGGGACAGGUAUUCAAAUAUAUCGCACGGAUUUCAUUAG
Messenger RNA from Oppiella nova, 1602 nucleotides. NCBI's taxonomy places the organism in Eukaryota, Metazoa, Arthropoda, Arachnida, Sarcoptiformes, Oppiidae. The record is from the annotation of a GenBank genome assembly.